Molecule: messenger RNA, 627 nt
Organism: Hippoglossus stenolepis (Pacific halibut)
Lineage: Eukaryota; Metazoa; Chordata; Actinopteri; Pleuronectiformes; Pleuronectidae
Gene: nppb
Product: natriuretic peptide B
Exons: 3
Coding region: 75-443 (122 amino acids)
Biological process (GO): negative regulation of systemic arterial blood pressure; receptor guanylyl cyclase signaling pathway; cGMP biosynthetic process
Cellular component (GO): extracellular region; cytoplasm; nucleus
Molecular function (GO): hormone activity; hormone receptor binding
Source: RefSeq, a predicted model, not a curated record
CAAAGCUACCAGAAAAAAAUACCCAGAUCAUCCAUCCAUCAUUUGAUACGAUAAAGAGGAACUCACAGAGAAAUAUGCAUUUGUCUCUCAUUUCACUCUGCAUCAUCUUAAACCUGCAGCUGCUCAGCACGUAUCCCAUCAGCACCGGUUUGACUGACACUGACAUGGACAUCUUAAACCUGCUGCUUCACAGACUACAGGAGUCAUUUUCCGAGCAAGAUGGCCUGGAUAGCCUGUAUACAGAGAAGGGAGGAGAUGGACGGCCGCCCCAAACUGGACUGGAUGAGGCUGCAAUCAAGGAAUUUUUCUCAGCUAAGAACCUGAAGAGCCUCCGCAACGAUUCAUCAAGGAGAUCCUCGGGCUGCUUUGGUCGACGGAUGGACAGAAUAGGAUCUAUGAGCUCCCUGGGGUGCAACACUGUUGGCAGAUACAGUUCAAAGUAAAGAUGAAGUCUUACCAUCUACAUUCUGGAACUGCAACGCAUCUACCAAAAGAUAUUUUUAUCUGAUUGCUAUUUAUUAACUAAUAUUUAUUGACAUUGUUUGUGGCUUGAGGCAUAUUUACUUGAAUUAAAUGUAAGAUUGCUCUGUAUUAUGAAUGUUUUAAUAAAUGUCUUCUUAAAUUUAA